Mycena citricolor is the source of this 846-nucleotide messenger RNA. Lineage: Eukaryota; Fungi; Basidiomycota; Agaricomycetes; Agaricales; Mycenaceae. The record is from the annotation of a GenBank genome assembly.
AUGAAGUUCACAGGCAGGCUUGGUAGGGGACAUGGUAUCGGCGGGCGGGCGUCCACGAGUCCCAUUAAACGAGCCGAUGCAAAACGAAAAAUUAAGAUCAAGCCUUCUCAGUGGCGGCUCGCAGCUGGCCUAGACCCACAAUUGGCCCAUCUGUUGGGGUACCCUGGUACUGAAGCAAACAAUGAAGACGCCUUCAGAAGCUCCCUCCCAAUUCACGCACCUGGACCUUCUGGUGCCCAUGGAGCGGCCACCUACUCCGCCGUCGGCGUGGAGGCAUCUGCGGCCCAAUGUCCUGAUUCAGAGAUGCAGUUUACCAGCCAAGAUUCAUUCGACGACGGCCCCGAUCUCCCAUAUCACCCUUCCCGCGAGCCUUACUCCCCAUUCUUGGCCUACACACGCUCCGAAAAGAAUACAUCGAAUUGGCAAGCUUUGCUCCCUGCCUUAGAAGGCCCAUACAUCGAAUUCUGUCGUCUCUACUAUGGAAAACCACGGCACAACAUUUCAUCGACCAUUAUACACACCUGCGCCCUGUGUGCAGUCAACAGUAGCACCCUGCCACAUACGGAUGAUCCAUUUCGUUCCAGUCUCACACAAGCUAUUCAAUGGUCGUCGCUGCUUCGUCUCAAACUGAAGGGCAGACUGGAUACAUUCCUGCAAGAGACAGAGAAUGUGCUCGCGUCAAAACUUGACGGCUCAACCUCAUUCCCAAAGGCUGCAGAUGGCUCCGAGCUGCCAUCCGCAACACCUGAUGCAUUGAGUGCGGAUGCAUCCGCGCCGUCACCCUUCAAUGCAGAUUCCUCCGCAAGCGAUCACGUCGCGUUUUCGAUCCCGAAUCAGCCUCCUUAG